AUGGCUGAACUUGUCCUCUAUUUUUCAACUCUUAUCUUCUUUUUCUUCUUAGUCUUCAUAGUGAGAAAAAUAGGAAACACAAAGAAAAAAGUUGAGGACACACCUUGUAACAUACCCCAUGGACCUAGAAAACUACCUAUUAUAGGAAAUAUACAUUUUCUGUUAUUCUCUCAACCCCAUAGAAAAUUAAGAGACCUGGCCUUAAAAUAUGGACCCUUGAUGCAUCUUCAACUGGGAGAAGUUUCUACUAUUGUCAUUUCAUCCGCUGAGUGUGCUAAGGAAGUGAUGAAAACCCAUGAUAUUAACUUUGCCACAAGGCCUAAAGUCCUAGCUAUUGAUGUAAUCUGUUACAACUGCACAGACAUAGCUUUUGCUCCUUAUGGACAUUAUUGGAGGCAGUUAAGAAAAAUUUGCUUGUUGGAGCUUUUAAGCCUAAAACGUGUUAACUCAUACCAGCCAAUCAGAGAAGAGGAGCUCUUCAAUCUUAUCAAAUGGAUAGAUGCACAGAAAGGAUCACUGAUCAACCUCACUGAAGCUGUUCUUUCAUCAAUUUAUACAAUUGCUUCAAGGUCUGCCUUUGGCAAGAAAAGCAAAGACCAAGAAAACUUUAUAUCAGUGGCUACAAAAAUAAUCAAAGUUACUGGAGGUUUUGACAUUGGAGAUUUCUUUCCUUCUGCUGUUUGGCUGCAACAUGUCACUGGCAUGAGGCACAAGCUUGAGAGGUUGCAUCAACAAGCUGAUCAGAUAAUGGAAAACAUCAUCAAUGAGCAUAAAGAGGCAAAGUCUAAGGCCAAAGAUCACCAAAGUGAAACAACAGAUCUUGUGGAUGUUCUCAUGCAGUAUGAGGGUGAUAGCAAGCAGGAUUUUUCUUUAACAAGGAACAACAUCAAGGCAAUAAUUCUGGACAUUUUUGGUGCUGGCGGUGAGACAUCAUCAACAACCAUAGAUUGGGCGAUGGCUGAAAUGAUGAAGAAUUCAAGAGUAAUGAAAAAAGCACAAGCUGAAGUUAGAGAGGUAUUCAAAUUGAAAGGAAGGGUUGAUGAAAAUUGCAUCAAUGAACUCAAAUAUUUGAAACUAGUUGUGAAAGAGACCUUGAGAUUACACCCUCCAGCUCCUCUUUUGCUUCCAAGAGAAUGUGGUCAAACAUGUGAGAUACAUGGCUAUAACAUACCUGCCAAAAGCAAGGUCAUUGUCAAUGCUUGGGCAAUUGGAAGAGAUUCAAACUAUUGGACUGAACCAGAGAGGUUUCAUCCCGAGAGAUUCAUUGACAGCAGUAUUGACUACAAAGGGAAUAAUUUUGAGUACAUUCCUUUUGGAGCUGGAAGAAGGAUAUGCCCUGGAAUCACAUUUGCAUCCAGAGUUAUGGAACUGGCCCUUGCAAUGUUGCUGUAUCACUUUGAUUGGAGGCUUCCAUGUGGAAUGAUAAGUGAAGAAUUGGACAUGAGUGAAGACUUUGGAGUCACAGUUAGAAGAAAGCAUGAUCUGCUCUUGUUUGCUUUUCCUUAUCUUCCUUUGCCUGUCUCAUGA
Messenger RNA from Vigna umbellata (rice bean), 1527 nucleotides. Its product is annotated as cytochrome P450 71D11-like. NCBI's taxonomy places the organism in Eukaryota, Viridiplantae, Streptophyta, Magnoliopsida, Fabales, Fabaceae. Gene Ontology annotation, molecular function: iron ion binding; monooxygenase activity; heme binding. The record is from RefSeq and is a predicted model, not a curated record.